GAAUAUUAUUCAUUCGUUGUGACUCAGUCUCUCAUGACAGCAUUUACAAUGGUAACGUUGAGUUGCUUGCAUUGACUAAAGUAUAUAUCUUUGUUGAUGUUGAAAAUGUACCUUAAUAUCAUAUUUUUUGUUAUACUGGUUAUCAGUACAUCAAGUUUGGGAGAUAAGAUUAAUAUAACACUCAUUUACUCCUCAGCAGAUGAACAGUCUUUAAACUUUCUUAAAACAGAGUGGACGUUAAAGCCGAUUGAUGUAUUCGAAAAAUAUAUCAAUUGGGAUUUGGAACUGUACACGCCUUAUACAGCAAAACCAAAUGAAAACGGUAGCAGAGAUUAUUCCUUUAAAUGCGACCAUGGGGAGCAAGAGGUGCUUGGGAAUAAAUAUCAUGAAUGUGCCAAAAAGUACUAUUUCUACAAAAAUGAUGAAUUGAUUAAUUUCACUAAAUGUUAUGCUAAAAAUACUGCUGUGUUGUCUGCUGAUACAGUGAAAUUACCAGAUCUAGGACUAUGCACAAAUGAUGAUAAUCAACGGAAUUAUUUGAAGACGUGUGUGGAAGGAAGAGAUGUAAUUAACAGUUUGGUGAAUUCAACUUCGAAUAUAAAAAAACUUAAAAUUGAAAUGAAAAUGCCAAUUCUGUUUGUCAAUGGUAAACGCUUUGAUUGGAAUGGUAAGUUUAAUGAAUUUGAAAAAAAUAUGUGCCAAAAUAUUAGUAGCAUUAACAAUUUAACUGAUAUAUGUAAUGGUGCAAUCAGCAAUAUCUUUAUUAAUAUUGCAUUAUUACUGUCCAUGUUGAUGUUCCAUAAAGUUAUGAGCUACUAACAUUAUUGCACAUUUAGGAAACUACUCCUAAAGAGAGAAUCUCGCACUUAAUGCUUAUGAUGGGUAUCGGAAAUUAGAACUAUUUGAAUGCUUACUCUAGUCAUAUAGUUGCAGGAAAGUAGAUAUAUUUAUAAAACUUUUAUUUUCGAAUAUUACACUUUAACAAACAAACAAAAUUUUUAACUUAAAUGGAAUUAUAAAUGUUAUGCAUUCAUCUUAGGGAUAGCUAUUUCUUUCCACCUGAGAAAAGAAAAAUUAAUUGUUAAAUUAAAUAUUUAUCUGCUUUAA
Molecule: messenger RNA, 1107 nt
Organism: Nicrophorus vespilloides
Lineage: Eukaryota; Metazoa; Arthropoda; Insecta; Coleoptera; Silphidae
Exons: 4
Coding region: 97-819 (240 amino acids)
Molecular function (GO): oxidoreductase activity, acting on a sulfur group of donors, disulfide as acceptor
Source: RefSeq, a predicted model, not a curated record